Messenger RNA from Seminavis robusta, 1428 nucleotides. The record is from the annotation of a GenBank genome assembly. Lineage: Eukaryota; Bacillariophyta; Bacillariophyceae; Naviculales; Naviculaceae.
AUGGCCGACUUUGCAUCUCGACCGGAAGUGACGGUGGAAACCAUGGGCAAGGUCCACAAUCCCUCUGGACAAGGUGUUAAAGCGGUCUCUUCUCAAGUGAAAUCAAAGAAAUUGAAACAGUUGAACACGGACAGCAACAGCGAGGAAAAGAACGCGUCGGAUGCGGGCCAUGAAACCAAAGUCAAGGAAGGGACGGCGAAACGCAACAUUACGCGCAAAAAGACGGACAGUAGUGCAUCUGGGAACUACGACUCUCGCAACAAGAAACAAGGUGGUCACGGCAAGGGAGAAUGGAAGGAACAUUUGGAACCCAUGGAUCCAGAUUAUCGACCGGCAAUUGAUGAGAAGGAUCCUUUGUAUAACGAAGAAGAACAGGGCUACAUUUUGACCACGGAAAAUGGGGUCAGCACUGCCAAGAAAGGUCCUCGUGGAUACGAUCCCAUUGAAUCCAAAGCCAUCUAUGGACCCAUGUUGACGCUCAGCGAAUUCAAAAUUCAAGUGGCCAAUUGCGUCAAGGAAUACUUUGAUUCUGGUGAUUCCGAUGAAGUCAUUCGCACCCUACUCGAGUUGUCAUGUCAAGAGUAUCACCGAGAGAUUGUCAAAAAGGCAAUCUCAUUGGCCAUGGACAAGGGCCCGCGGGAACGGGAACUUACCAGUCGAUUGUUGACAUCGCUGCAUCCAACGCCCAUGUCCGAUGGCGACAUGGCGUUGGGCUUCGAGAUCCUUUUGGAUUCCCUGGAUGAUCUGCGAACCGAUGUCCCCGAUGCAGAUACCAUGGUGGCAUCCUUCUUGGCACGAGCCGUCGUGGACGAAGUCUUACCCCCUGCCUUUUUGUCAGACCAAAACAACAGUCGACCAGGAGAUCCAGUCAUUGAAAAGGCCGUCACGUUGCUGAGUCGGGAACAUUGCAACGCCCGUCUAGAAAAGGUCUGGGGACCUGGAGACGGACGUCCCGUGGCGGAGCUGAAACAAGAAAUGGAUCAAUUGCUCCAGGAAUACCUCAUGUCGCGAGAACUGGAUGAAGCGGCACGAUGCGUCAAGGAAUUGGGCGCCACACACUUUCAUCACGAAUUAGUCAAACGUGGUGUCAAGAUUGCCAUGGAGUUGGAUGGAAAUGCCGCUCAGAAUGCGGCCGCUCCCCAUGAUUUGAGCAACAUGGAUGCCAUGGCGGCGCUGUUUGCCUUUUUGGUACGGAAUGCUAUUGUGUCGGAAUAUCAGGUCACCAAAGGGGUGGCGCGCUUGCAUUCCUUGCUGGAUGAUUUGUCGUUGGAUGUCCCGGCAGCGCCCAAGCUUUUGAAAGAGUUCGAAGUCAUGGCGGAGGAAGGAGGAUGCUUGGUCAAGCCGCGUCCUAAUCCCAAUGGAGGAGUAGCAACUGCCAAUGGCGAAGCACCCAAGAAUGGGGUUGUCGUAGCUGCAGAAGCCUCCUAG